Porites evermanni is the source of this 16339-nucleotide messenger RNA. The record is from the annotation of a GenBank genome assembly. Lineage: Eukaryota; Metazoa; Cnidaria; Anthozoa; Scleractinia; Poritidae.
AUGUUUACAUUUCCAAAAGAGAAGGCGUCGAACGACGUGGAGUACAUUGAAAAGUUCAACGCGAUAAAUGGUUUAUAAAAGUAAAAUAUCGACAAUUAUUCACCUGUGAAUAACACUUUUGUUAUCAACUGAAAAAUGACUCAAAAAUUCCCGAAAUAAAAAGCCAAUGUUAUAUACAUAAUGCAGUGGUAAAUAUAAAUAUUGAAAUUUGCGAUUGAUAGUAAACUUAUAACCCGUGGCAGUACAAACGGUUUAGUCAAUGUUCGUUUUCAACCACUGAAAUCGAUCUUGUUAAUUACAACUAAUUACUUCACUUCCACCGAAAGUCGGAAUCCUGAAAAGAGCGAUUGAAAAGUUAAAUUGGGAGCCUUUGUUUUGGGCAGGCGAUCAAGCUGGGUUGAAAUUUCUUUCAAGGAAAUCACAAUAUUCCUUGUGCUUAUUCAAACCAACUCUAUUGUAUCGCUUUGACGGUUUGUUGUUUUGCACUUCAGAUCACUGCACUUCCUCUUGAAACGUGCUUGAAAGACCCUAAAUGUUCCUUUUGCAUGCAAAUAAUACAACUCUAUAGGGUAAUUGACAAAACAUUCUACUCCUACUUUAUUACACUGCCAAAGUGGUGUAAAUUAGAAUUGAUGAGAUCCUUCACAAAAUGCUGUUGAAAUAAACACUCUCGACAAUUUAGAUUUAUUGAACGCGAAUAUUUAAUAACUGUAGCCUUUUGAAGGGGGUUAGAGCAUUGCCGCAAAAAUUUCGGCACCAUCUGGAAACAUUCCCCGCCUCUCCUUAUUAAAAUAACAAAACUCUUUCUUGGUUCGCCGUUCUCAGUUUAAUAUACGAGGAUAAGAACAAUUAUUAGUGUAGAGGCGAAGGGCAGUGGAGUCUUUUUAUGCUACGCGGAGUUAAAAGUAUGUAGAUGGUUUUACAGAGUUUUUUUUUACUUUGGGUCUCUAGCUGUGAAUGACUAACAUCAAUGUUAUAUUAACUUUUUUUUCCAGCGGGGAGCCCCCAGUACAUUUUGUAUUAACUCGAGUAGCCUUGUUACAUGUUUGGUUUCAUUCUAGGAUUUCGCAUUUGUCCUACGAAAGCUGAUAAAGAACGCUUUUCUGAAGCACCCAAGAGAACUAUUGGCACACCAAAGACUAGUACUGAUUUGUGGAAUCGCAUUUUGGUAAGUAGAAGUACAAUGUAGUUAAAACUCAUCACUAAUUCUCCCGGGAUAAUAUCCGAUAUUUCCUGCUCACAGUUGAGUGUUUGGAAGUUCAGUCCUUAGAGCUCUACGAUUCCUGAAGGACAGAGCUUGCUUAUGGACUUUUGUUGUUGGCAACAAAUCUUCAAAGGUUUCUUAUUACUUUAUUAGCUUGUGAUACAGAUAAGCCGGCAAAUCCAACGAAAGACUUAAGUCAACAACGAACACGAAAACGCUGGUAGAUAGUUACUUGUAGAGGUUAUUUUUGGCCAACUCCCCUAAACAAAUCACUUGAGAAUUGUCACAGCUUUAAUGGAUGGUUUUAGCUGGUAUUUUCAGACGCUAUAUAGGUAUAUUCAAUCAACUGCUACGAGUAUUGUUGCACUCUGUGCCUAUGACUCAGUGCUUUCUUACAAACGAAACUCUUCUGUAGUUUGAAACGAAAUCACUUACUUGCAGUGACUUCUGUACGAUCGAUAAUAACUUCUCUGUCUCGAGAUUUUGAUCCGCGCUGAGCGUCUUUCAGUUAAAUCAUACAUUAUCUCACCUGUCCAUUUAAAAACCGUGGGAGUGACUGCUCUCUUCCUCGCACAGACUUGGUGACUUGAAAUUAACGACAAUUUUGGGAGUCUAGAAUACACCAUCGUCAGUGAAGCAACAUGCUGUGUUUCCCACAUCAAGAAGCCAUCGGAGAAAAGCAAGAACAAUGAGUCAUUGUCUGUCAGUAGUAAUUUUUUUACCCUCCUUCGGAUUGUGCGGACUAAACUCGUAGUGUACAGAGCGCGAUAAGGCGACCUUCGCUUCAUAACUAAGCUGUGGCGUUGCCAACUCGGCUUUUUCUAAGGCCCCUUAAUAAUAGGAUAGAGUGGAAAUAAUCCUCCGAAGUGAAACAAAGAUCACCAAACGCUUUCAAAAACCAAUUACACCGAUAAUAAGUAUCCACAAAAUCCCACAAAAGCGCUUGUUUUGAAAUCAUUCUUCAAGCUGUAGUCACUACGGACGCCUUACAUUGCCUAGUUAUAUUUACCGAUUGAAGUAUUUCUCACCUAAACCGCAGCGGACCUGUUCGUACGCAAAUAGCCAAGGCCUAUAGUAUUUUCCCACACAGAUGGCCAACUGAUUCGCGGUUUUAAAGCAGACAUGCUUUAGUGAUUAACAAACAGGCGGGUCUCGACCUACACCAGAUCAUACUCGAUAGAACUAUUACACGCGAAUUAAAGUUGCGCAAACCCAUCAAGAAACUGCGAAAAAUCACUAUCUUGCUAGAUCAAUAUUUGUGUUCAACUUGUCUGUCUCUCACGGGGACUUUGUUUGAUUGUGAGCUCCAUCUCGUGUUGACGUAUGGUUUACUUUCUGUUUACCUUGACAUCGUUAACGUUUGUGAUAAGCAAGCUAAAGAUAACUCAAGCCUUUCACUCCCGAUAGUCGCCAAACAAAACGUUCACCGAAAAAAAAUCAUGUCUUUUUGUAAGAAAUAUUUAACGCUAGAUGCAAACAUUCUGCCAGAGAUAUUUCAUUUGAAAUGGCAACAUCAUAGACCUUUCUUCGUCCAAGGAUUUUAACUGAGUUUAUGUGACAAAUUAUCUUGCCAUGACUUGGUCUAGCACUGUAUAAGUGGAAGGCCAGGGUUAAUGCGCGUUUAUUACAUAAGGGUCACAGAAAGCAGCGUACAAAAUAAAUAUAGAAAAAAAACCCGAAAACGUAACCAUUGCUCUCUUUGAAGUUCUUCUUGUUUCAAAAGCGCCAAGGAGUUGAAAGCCGAUUUAUCGCUUUGACCUUUCCUUUCUAUGACGAAGAGGAAACAGGGAUAAGUACUGUUUAUACAAAACUAUUUAGAAUCACGAACAUAAGCUUCGUGUAUUAUUUAAGACCCAUACUUUCCAAAUCACUUUGUAAUGUGGCAGUUCUUGGUUAUUUGACAAGUUUUCUAAGAGUGUGAAAUUUUGCAAGAGAUCUUUUUCGUCAGCUUUGAAAAUAACUGUACAGAAGAUUGAGUCGUUUGCUUCAGACGGGCACAGCGGGAGAGAUUUUGUGGAUAAAUGUUUGAUUUGCAAGCGGGAAUUGAACUAAGCAGCCCUCUCACGAAGCGGUCUUCAACGGAAGCGAAAAAGGAAGCAAACUCCAUUAAAUAUGAAACGACUUUCUUUUUGCGUUGGCCGUUUGCUGUUAAAGCAAGCUUUGCUAGAUCUUGCUAUGAUUGAAUUCACUUCCCUGAGUUUCAGGUUUUGUGACUUAACGUUGGUCGAGAAACUACCAGUGCAGUUAAUCCCGGAUGCACCGGUCAGACAACUAAACCACAAUUUCUUUCUUGCAAUUUUUCUUACAAUGUCAAAACGGUUUUUAUUACUUCAGUAAGUGCCUUGAGAUUAAAUGAGAAAAAAGCUACGAUCAGAUUUCUCUAUUUUCUGUAAUGUGUCAUCUUUUAAUAAAAAGUCAGAAAUAAAAGAGUUAACGUUUUCGCAGCAUUCGUUAAUAUGAUCACUAAUCCUCAACAUCUUGUAAGAGAUCUACUCUCUUGCUUUAAAUGACCAAAUACUGCCAAAAAUUACCGUUAAGAUUUUUCCCUUUUAAAGAUAAGCUUCUAAAUUCACGAGAUUUCUUUUAAAAUAAAUUAUCUAUUUGCCUGUUAUUUCUUCAACAACGCUCUUUCUUUUUUGUGUGAAUGGGACGUAAAAUGUGUUUCAUACUCUGAUUAAAACAUUUAUUCUCGCUUUUCAAGCUUUGAUUCCCUGUGUUUACUCUAGCCAUCCUUACUUUGAAAUAAAAAAAUAAGACAGAAGGAACUAAAGUUAGACUAAGUUCUCUCGGAGUAUAUCGGGAAAAUCUCAAACUGCGGAGUGUUUAAAAACGAUGGAAAAACGUGCCGAUAAAAGUUGCCAAAUAAUAGGCACCAAAGAUUCGUUUAGCUGUGGGUCUUUUCAUUUAAUUAGUUAACAAAGGGGCAUUGAAUGGAAAAGUGGUAUUUCGUAGGAUAAACAGUGUUAUUGAAAGGCUUCUCCGAUCGGCACUAAAGAUUCAUUUGGGUUCCUAAUUGGUCAAAAAAGUGUAUUCAAAUGCAGAAGAGUGUUACUUUUCUUGUUUCAUGGAAAGUUCUUUAAGAUGGGAAGUAAAAAAGUAAGAAUUUGACUUAAAUCCUUAAUCCGGAGAGUUAAGCUUCUUUGGUAAUAGUAAGUUCACUGAAUUGUCUGUGCACUUGUAAAAUAAAACAAAUUGUGAAAGAAAGAUAAGGGAAAAGCUUCUCGAACUUUUGCAAACCCCGGCUGUUUUUGAAAUUUUCUUAAGUAUAUGAAAUUAUGGUCACACCACAGGUGGAACUGCUUUGAUUGUUUUUUGUUUGUUUGUUUUUUUUUUUUUAAGUUUUUACCCUAAAAAGUGUUUUUCUCGGCCGAGUUUUAUAAAUUGUUUUACUGAUAUAGAGUCCUUUAAAGCAGAAUAAAUUGAGCUGAAAAUUAGGGUUUGGUUUUGUUAAUUUUCCUCUCAGAAUAAUCCGACAGUUUUUUCUUCUUCUGCCAAUGGCAUCAAUUCUUUUAAGAUUAAACUUCGUUUAUUUGCGAAGGGAGGCAUGUUGCAUUUUUCCCACUUUCCAAUACCCUGAGCUUAUAAACACGAUCAAAUCUAACAGUCUUACUGUUAAAUCGGUAAUUAGUACACCUUUAGGUGUAAUUGAAAAUCUUUUGAAUUCGGGAUGGCAACGAAACCGUCCCUGUGAGUAACGUAAUGAAGGUUGACUUGUCCAUUCCGCUAGCCGGGGUGUUGUUCAUUGUUCGUGUGGCACUGACACAACUGCAGUCACGAACAAAAAGUACACGGGCCACUGUUUUGAUGGAGCGUGUGUCUUUCAAAAUUAAGCUUUAAGCAAGGCCGCUCUGUUCCUUGUGUGUCACUUCGUGCAAUACGUCCGUAAAACAAUUUGAUUUAAGCCUUCAGUAAACUGAACAGUGUCACUGGAUUAGAGGAUCAGAAAUCGUGGAACAUCCGCCCUUUUCUUCACAAAAUUAAAUUAAAGCAGGCUAUUCGUACAACUUAACGUCCAUAAAGAGCCUCUAUACGUGUCUCAAAUCAGGAAAGCCAAUGCUUAUUAGCUCGCGAACGAGUGUGGACAAAAGAAAUUUUACUUUAAGAAAUGUCUUUUUCGUUGUACGAGAACCAAAAUGGUUGCUUUUCCGUUCCAAGCCCUUACUUUACACAGUGUGUUCUUGGCUCAUUCUUCAGCAAAGAUUCCCAGUUUCAAGCUGUCGAUUUAGUAAGUCAUCAUACCGUGUGUUUUUCUGUUUUUUUUUUUUUGGUUAAACUCUCCGAGGGCGUCAUUAUUUAGGGCUCAAUCAUCGACGUACAAGGUGAUCAAUUGCAGUCUUUCAGUGUUGUCGGAUCUGCGGUUUUCCUUCCUAAAUUAGCGAUAUUGCUACGAAAGAUAUUCUGAUUUAGCGCUUUUGGUCUGUUCUAUUACUUUCUCGGAUCAGCGUGUAGGUUAAUAUCCGAUGUAACUUCGCCGUUUCUUCUUGGCAAACGAGUUUUGUGGAUUAAUUAAUCUUGUAAACUAGUUCUGUCGUCACACGUGUUACAACUGAUUCUUUUUUCAUUACUUUUCUUUUUCUUUAAUUUCACCUAAUACACGAUUUGUUCAUUGAUGCAAGUACUAUUGUCAAGGUAUAAAAUUUUACAGUCCUUAAUUUUGCUCCUUUUUUCUUUGUAAGCACAUGGGCAUGAAGUAUCGAAAAACUUACAUCAGGGUGUCUUUAAGUCGACCACUUGAGUUUGCGCAAUAUAAAAUAAUUCUAGUCAAAAUUCACUCAGUUCUUUAUUUUCUAUUUCUUCUUUUUUUCUUUGUUUACACAUGGGCACCAAGUAUCGAAAAAGUUAAAUGCAGGAUGUCUUGAAAUUGUGCAAUUUAAAAUAAUUCUAGUUAAAAUUUAUUUACUAUACACUCAGUGUCUAACUUGUGAGAAAGGUUUUUUAUGGCCUAAAUUAGCCUGUAGAUUUUUAAAUUUAAUUAUUUCACCCUAGUUGGAUAACAAGUUCAACAAGUAAUGAAAAGUUUGAUCCUAGGUUUUUGCUAAAUAAUUGCGGCAUAAGGUCAUAGGCUUUAAAGCUUACAAUUAGAAAUGUUCAAAUCUUUUCGUGUCCCUUGGUUUUCGGUUCUCUCUUGCAAAUUACAAAAACCGACCAAAUGCGUAUAUGUUCUCUAAAAACGAUUUGAUUUGAAUUAAGGUUAAAUGCUUUGCUUGGUUUAGCUUCCUUAAUCUUGAUUUUUAGAGCCAAGUGCUCCCUACUGUUACUGUCUUUCAACGCGCGUUGGGAGAAUGUUACAUAUAAUCCGUUUGACUAUGUACUCUUGAACACGCCUUUCGGAGCAAAGAAGUGGGGUUGGUAAAGUUCAAGCACAGCCACUACGAGGCUUACCAUCCAGAAAUUUAAAUUUUACCUAAUUUCGUAUCAUAAAUUUCUUUAGUUCCGUGAUUAGUUAUCACUAAUUUUUGUCUUAUUUUGUGGGUGUAUUUUUUUUUUCAGUUUUCAUAGAUCGUAAUUUGUUUCUCGAAGAUAUUAGCUAUAUAUUGUAGCUACUCUAAAAUUCGAGUUAAAAUAAAGGUUAUGUUUGUAUGUAGUGUCACAUCAGGCGUUCGACCACAGACAAAGUAAAUCCACCUUGUAAAGUAUAACAAACAAUUGCUCAGUAGCUUUCAUUUGAAUGGUCACACGAGAAUUCAUCCACAACCUUAAAAGCUAAAACCACCUUCUACUGGGCAAUAAACAGUACCACAGGGAAGUACUGCUCAGUAGCUUUCAUUUGAAUGGUCACACCAUAGGAUUUCAUCCACAGACUCAAAAGUUAGAACCACCUUGUACAGCAUUAUUAACAAACAGUACUACAUAAAAGUACUGCUUAAUAGCUCACACCAAAGGAUUUCAUCCAGACUCAAAAUUAGAACCAUCUUGUACAACAUAAUAAACAGUAUCUCACACAGCGAAGUAAAAAUUUAGUCUGAAGGAGAAUCGGCAUUUUAUUUAUAGCGCCCAAAAGAGCUCUACUCCCUUUUAUAUAAAAAAAAUAUUCAUUAUUUCAGGUAUUACGUUGAAUUUCAACUUAGAGAUCUCCCGUUGAAAGUACACACAUCCAAAUCGUUUUCUCACCGACAGUCCAACUUCGGAAAAAUAUUUCUUGUUAUUCUAUAAAGUGUGUUAGUAUCUUUGUUGAUGUAGUGUAGAGAACGUGACAAGCAAAGUUGACUUACAUGUUAUAGGCAUUUUUGCUGAUGAUUAUGGUUUAUUUCAGGUCGCUAAAAUGGCCUUUGCCGUUCUCAAUUAUGAAAAAAACAGUCAACAGACCUUCAGCAAUUUUUUUAUAAAACUCACUCGUAAAUAAAUAAGUUAACUUUAAUCAGUACAUGUUCGUUCAUAACCUAACCUUCAAAUCAGUUCGUGACCUCAAAACUUAUUUAACGUGUUAACCGUUUCUUUUCCGCUUACUCCGUUGACAUAAUUUGGAACUAAGGAGGUGUUUAAUCACGUUAGAAAGACUUGAAAGCCUUUAUUAAUAAUUCUUUAAUUGAUAAAAAAGUUGAAAGUUAUCGACAAAUUUUGUUAUCGUCAAAAAAUGAUAACAACAACAUCAUCAACAUCAUGAUGAUAAAAAUACUCAUAAUAAACAAUAUAAAAAUAAUAAAAAAACGGCUUGAGAUGGUUUGUAGCAGUUAAUUGUCCUAUUGUUUCCUAAAGGUUAUUGCGGUUUGAUGUGUUUUGUUUUUUGUUAUUUCGUACUUCCUUUCUAGAAAAAAAAAAUGACGUCCUUGGCGUUUACUACUAAUUAUAACCAGCCACAAUUUAUGCACGUACACUUUCAUGCUCUCUUUCCUUUAUUAUCGUUCGUUUUCUCCUACAAUUAUUCAAUGGAACCCCCCAGAAAAGAUCUCCUUUUUUGUCCCUUAGAAAUUCUGGCCAAAAUACAUCCGCUCUUUUAACACAGAACUCGCACAUACUUCAAUUUUAGUAGUAGUACGACGUGCUGAUUCCUUCACAAGAUCAUAUGAAUACUUUUAAUGGAUUUUUUUUACUUACGGAGAGGAAAUGUUAUCGCUAGCUUUAAUUGUAGUGCUUCCGUAAGGUACGAGAAUUUACAAGAAAAAAAUAUUCCUGCGUUAAAACGUCCAUGAUUCUUCAGUCCGUGACAUCAUCUACAUAAACAUCGUGACGUGUUUAAUCCAGCAUGAACAUUUCAUCUGUUGCUAAGCGGUAUCCUUUUGGACUACCAAUGCAGACAAUUUGACCUCCCACAUUGUUGUAAAUUAGAUAAAAUAGCAAUAAAGACUCUAUACGAUGUGAUCUACGGUAAAUAGUAAAGCAUGUAUGCACUUGUGUCGAGCGCCAUUGCAUAGACUUGCUAACGUUUGGCUACCCUAAUCCUGCAUAGCUUUCAUGUCUUAGUUCCGAGUAAUCCGACUGGGUGUAGCAGCAUCACACGCUUGUUUUUCUUAUGUGGAAUUUCAGAAGGAGUCCUUUAUCAAGCGGAUUUUCUGUCCCCGUCUUUUGUAUUGAUAACUUGACAGCUCGGAUCUGCAGGGGGGCCUUAAAGGGGCGACUGGCAAAGAGGGUCGCGAGAAUAACCGCGACCUGAUCAGCUCAUUAGUGUUUUCAUUUACUCCUCCAGCACGCGGCACACAACUCGCGCUCAACCAUUCAUCAAGAAUCCAAGAUGGCGGGCUUUCUGAACCAUUAUCCACCUUACCCAGUCAAUGGGCUUAACAUGCCUCCAAGAAGCGCCGACAUGUUUUCCCCGAUGGUUGCUCCACCUUAUGGUAAGACUUAAGAUUUUAUUUUUAGACUCUAAAGACGGCGAAUUUGCCAACUUUCUACACACUUAGGUAAUGACAAUUAACCGCUCUCGCGGUUAGCAGGAAAAAAUAUUUCUUUGAGAAGGAGGAAGUUUUUUAUCCUCUGUCGAGUUGCGUUAAAUGCUUGCUAAGUGCUUAUUUCAGUUUGCUUGAACUUUGAAUUGUCAAGUUUUCCUUGUGUGAAAGAGACCUCCCAGAUUUUCCGCCUUAGAAUUUGUAAAGGUAUUUAUUAGAGUGUGAUAUUCUAUAAAGCCUAUUUACGAAGCUCCCUUUGAAGCUCGGUGGUGUUGUGUAAGCAAAGCCCUUACGGUCAAAUUAUCGUUAUAAUGCCGUUCACUUCUUCUCUGCUUCGCAUUUAACGAACAGAGUGAGGAUCAAGAAAAAUGAUUCCACAAUCUGCAGUAUUUUUCAAAAUGGCAAGCAAACAUGAUGGAAGUUUGACUAUUGUCCGUGAAGGAUUUGCGGGCGCCAAAACUCUUAAGUUAGGCCGAUUUUCGAAGGGAAGAUUUUUACUACGAAUCUCGUUUAAAGCACAGAGAAACAUACUUCCCGUAGAAAACAUUUAAACGCAUUUGCGGCCAUAAAAGCUGUUGUACAAGACCGCAUGGAGAUAACGUGGCUUAAACGGCGAUGAUAAGAUCGUUGAGUUAAUUUUGUGUUAAGCGCUUUCACUCCUUCUCGAGAACAAUGUCCAAAAUCCAACAAAAAAACAAAAUUUUACUUUUAAAAGUACUAAGAAAUAAAUUGUAAAAUCUAAAAGUUCUGCUGAAGAUUUUUCUUUUAAAUAGUAACACCGUUGGAUUUUGCCCUUAGACUCUAAAGCUACAUAUGCAUUUUAUGACUCCGUUAUGAGUCUACGUUAAUGGGUUUACAUUCGAUGGAUAAUACAUUGCACGUACUGUGCUCCUGAACUAGACGUACAUGGAUCUAUUCAGCUUUUUUAGUGGAAAAUUUAAAAUGUUUUCUUUAGUUCUAUAGUGUCCAUGUCAAUGAACAAAUCAGGACUUUGCCCAUGCUAUAAAAAGAACAGUUUAUUCAAAUAUUUGUGCUUCUAAUUUGACUAAAGAACGUUCCUCUUAGAACAUGUCAUUGCUUAGCUCAAAACUGAGGGUGUGUUGCGAAAGUUAAAUUGCAAAUAAACGAAAAUACAUCAUUGAUUCUAUGUUUAGGUUAUCCUAGGAAACAGAGAAGGGAGCGAACCACUUUUACCAAGGCACAACUAGAAAUCUUAGAAGAACUCUUCUCCAAGACAAAGUACCCAGACAUUUUCAUGAGAGAAGAAGUAGCAAUGAAAAUCAGCCUACCCGAAUCUCGAGUUCAGGUAAGUUAAAGUGGCGCCUUUUCUGACUUAAUUCUCAGCUGAAAGAGCAAAGAAAUGUUUAGGAAGCACUGAGGAACUUAUCUAAAUUAGAUCCAAAUUUAGCAACAUCUUGCGCAACGUCAUAAACAUGCAGUAUCUUAGAAAAGCAAUGCCCGAGAGCUUUUCUCAACAAACUCUUGCAAAACGUUCUUUUGUCUGUUGCAUGUUCCACUUGUUUUUGCACCGGCGGCUCCCAAAGCUUUAUCCCCAAUUUCGAUGUUAACGAGGGUAAAGAAAGUAUAUCGUAUCAUGUCGGGUAAUCUAGUCGUGUCGGGAAAAAUAAAUAAAUACAAACGCACAUUGGAAAAGCUGAAGAUGAGCUUCCCGCACGUUGCAAGGCUUGUUCCCUUUUCAUGUCAUUGUUAGCUAAAAAGAUCGCGAAGAAAUUAGGGUUUUCUUUUGGAGAUGGUUCUGUUGCGCAGGUUUGAAUCCUGACUGCUCUGGAGGGGAAUGCUGCAUACCUCUAAACACGUUAUGUCUGAACAAUCAUGCGAAAAUUCUACAGCACGUCUCCAAAAGAAGAUUUUUGUACAAAGUUUUAGAAUUUUUUCUUUCCUUUUUUUUUCUUCUUCUUGUUUUUUUUUUAUUAUUAUGUCUCAGACAAGAAGUAGUGAUAAUUAAUCUCCAAAGGUAGAGAUCUUACAAAGGUGAUUUUCACUUGUGUACAGCUUCUUUAUCCUCAUCAUGUCCUCUGUGUGUACUUCUAGAAAGCCGGGACUCCGCUUUUGACCUUGGAUAGCUUUAACUCGAAUUAACAGUCUCAAAAGUUAAAAUCGUAGGAGGUUUUACAUGAAAAGAGAUAAAAUUCUAAAUAGGUUAUUAAAAACUCUAAAACUCUAAAGAAUUUUCCGGGAAGUAGAGCAAACUGGCAAUGAACUCUGUACCUUGUUAACAUGAAUGGCCCGUUGUUUGGGAAACAUUAGUUAGAGGCUACUUUAUCAUUGCUCGGAAGAGCUAACCCCUUUAAAUAUUUCUGAAUAUUUUGUUUUAGGUUUCCAACUAUUUGUGAUAUUCGAUUUAACACUCACUAGGUUUUUCCUGUUACAUCAGGAUACUACAUUCUCUCACGUCCAGCAUUUAGUGGUUUUAAAAGAAGGCUGACAAUUCCUAUCUAAUUCGCUGACCAGCACUAACAGUGGAACAUUUCUAUGAAAAGUUGGGUCGUUUUGGAGAGAACUAAAAGAAUGAUAUUAUAACAAAAUCAGAUAUUAAAUUGUGUCAUAAAUUCGUUAAAAAAAGGGGUGUAUAACCCUUCGUGUUCCUGGAUGUCGUUCUCUAUGCGAGCUUCGAUGCACAUUCAUCAUAAUGGCAUAGUUUCUCCGUUACAAUCACUCCCAAAUUUAACUAUGUUUUAUUGAUUUAAAGCUAACGUUUGAGUCUGUACAAAAUCCUAUUUUGUUGUCAUUAAAGGAACCCCUAAUUAGCAGUACUUUCAUAUGGUAGUUCUUGGUUCUAACCUAAGUUUUGGCACAAAAACUUACGAAGUGACCAUUCAAAUGAACCUCUUCAACAGUACCUUUUAAAUGGUAUUUGCUGUUUGUCAAUAUCGUGGCUUUUCAAUAUUCUGUCCUUCUUUGAAGUUAAAGGGUUAAGAACUUGCUGGUAGGUGGCUUUUAUUUGUGUGCACACUUAUAAGGAUUCCAUAAAUGAACUUAAGCGCACGGCGAAAACAACACAAUAAUGAAUGAACACUGAGUGCCAAGGAAACAUUCACUUAAAUGAUGACACUUUGGGAUUUGGCUUAGCUGUCCUUUUUAGUCUUUUUUUUUUCCCACCCUUCUCGCUCAAAUUUGUAAGUUUAUUGAUGAGAUCUCUUGGCCCAGCCUUUCGAAGACUUAAGAUGAAAACGUUUUUCAGCGAGCUGCAUACGACUGUUUUCUAAUGUUCGUACGUGAACAAUUUCAAGGUAAUUGGCAAUUUGUAGAACUGUUGGCUGGUCACUCACUGUUUCAGAAAGACGUGAAGUAGCAAACUAUAUCUGCAAAAAUUGCUUGAAAAAAGAAGAGUUGAUUUUUAUCUGAGACGUAAUACAGAAAUGUAGACAACCGUUUAAGAAUGAAUCAAUGGGUCUUGAGAUUUCAACCAAACAUCGAUCGUUACUCUAUUAGAGCAAGAAAAAUGGAGAGAAAUAAUGAGAAUGAAGAAUUUCACAAGUGUUUUUUUUACAAGUUUUGUGUAAAGGUGGAGCCCAGCAUCCCCAAAUAAAAACAAUAUAUACUUUGUUUUGCGCGGAAUCAAAUGGCGGCAUAUUGCGUGUAAAAUAACCUUAAGCCGGUAGUAAACUCAUUUUGUAAGUAAAAAUAAGAUAGUUGUUAUUUGCAUUUUUUUUAAAUUUUUAGGUGAACUUUAGAUAGAAGAAUUCUAUCUCAGUUUGUCUAAACGUGGAAUCAGGUGCAACGCAAAUUGAAUUAAAAUCGUUUGACUUCCGAGCAUUUAGGCGGUGAUCUGGAUAGUGUACGUACACACGAAUGUACUGUCAGGGAUUUUACGCCCACAAGACUAUUCAUCUUUUCUCACGUAAUGACUUUAAGGUUAAACAUUUUUACUCGAGGCUUUCCAUGUUAUUACAACAACUUGUGUUCAAAAAUAUCGUCACAUAUAUUCGAGGUAGUCGUAGGAAAAACCCUCUAUGUGUUUUUCAUGGAUGAGUUUGGGGAUCGCGUGUGAUGCCAUUCUUUUCGUGGUGUCUGGGCAAUUCGCUUGACCUCACUUUUGCGUGCUCAUACACCCCUGCUUGUCUCGCUGGUAUUGUGUAUUUAAAGGAAACUGAAACUUUCCAGAGAAAACUACUUAAAAUCCUAUUCCAAAAGUCACGCUCGCCUAAAAUAGCCAGAAACUUUCAAAAAAAGGUGAAAAAGCCACACAUGUAUUGCUUGUAAGUUUCUAGAUUUGUGUUGUUGCGUGGCUUCCUAAAUUAGGGACUUGUGUUUAUACGUAAAGCUUCUAAUCGAGAUUUCAUUAUUGUUUUUUUCCUUCUUAUCGCUAUUACUACUCAAUGAAUCUUAAAGGUCAGCAGAUACUAUGUAAACACCACAGGAGACAACAAUGUAAAUUCCACUUGUUUGAAGGCGCCAAUUUGAGAUUCAAACGGACAUAUAUUUGUUUGUUUUAUUCUACAACAGGUGUGGUUUAAAAACAGACGCGCCAAAGUUAGGCAACAGAGCAAGGGAGAGCCUAAACCCAAACCCAAACCCAAAACUCCAACGUCAAGCAAAGAGUCUUCGCAGGCCGUACCAUCGCCAUGCAGAUACGCAAGCUGCAGCGGAAACAUUUGGAGCCCGGCCCACGAUUCCGUUCGGCCCAUGCCUACUUAUCCAUCUCACGCGGCCGUCAUUAACAACAGUAUGACAAUGACAAGUGCCAAUCCUUCAUUCAUGCCACCUCCCCCUCCCCCUCCGUAUUACUGCUCAAGUCCGAACGGGGGGUCGUACAUGCCUUUGGAACAUGCGCACAUGCAUCCCAUGGCACCGAGAUAAAAAGUCGUUUCGUGUGGCUUUGAACGUUAUUAGGGAAAUGUAAGGAAAUGCUAAUAUCUGGGCUUUGCACUCAUAAUACCAAUUAAUUUAAAAAGCUUAUGUGCAAAUACAGGACUAUAACGGUAAUCCAUAUAUUAUAAGCGAGCGAAAUUCCAAAUUGUUGUCUGCGAUAGUAGCCAAAGCUAGCAUAUCACUUUCUCACAAACACAUUUAAGGAUAAGCUUUCUAGACUUAUUAAUCACGGAAUCCGCUAAUAGAUGCGCGACCAAGACACAUAACCUGUUAUUAUUACGCAUUAGGACUUAAAACCUUUUACGGUUUCAAAAAAAUGGUUAUGUGGGUUCAGGAUUCAAUUUCUUCCAGUUUUGUCUACAUAUUUUUGACCAAGAAAAUGUAGCGUUGUUAGUCUCGCUAGUUGCACGAACAUGUUGAAUAUAACAACUCCAAACAAACAACAGUGAGGAGUUAAUAGAACCACACAGUACAUAUCGUUGAUAGCUACAUUUCAGGGCUCCAAGUUUUCAGUUUAUUUAGCUUUGUUUUGUUUAUGUGAUAGACACCCAAGUAUUAGGUAGUUUACAUUGUUCUGGAAACUUUGUUUUGAUAUUCAACUUCGUGGGCUAGCGUGGCUUUUAUUAGUUGUUGAUUCAUGUAAGUGUUUGGUAUUCUUUUACUUUUGUCUUUGAAGAGAAUGGUCAUAGAAUUUCUGGUAAGCUCGACCAUUUGACGCGGACACCUUCCGGCUUUAGUUUGAAUCAAGUAUCCUUAGUUGUAAUUUUCACUAAGGCUCAUUUAAUAUUUCUGUUAUCUCAUUUCCCGCUUCCUAAAGACACAAGGCGUAAAAUUUUAAAAGGAUUCCCAUUCGAGAAAUAUUAAGCUAGAUAUCGAAAACUACUAAGUUCUUUUAAUGACAUUAUUUUGACCACACCUUCCGGCACGAAUUAAUAUGUUAAUAAGUACCCGUUCUCGUGGGCCGAAAAAAACGUUUAAACCCCAUGCAAAUCCAAAGUAAUCAUAAGUUUUAUCCACUUUUGAGAAUUCCUGAUCAGACAAUGUCGUACCGUGUAAACAAUUAAUUUAAACGUCUAUGUCAAGUAAAUAGCAUGCAUGCUUCAUUCUGUUAUAGUUUAUUUCGUAUUGCAGGAGAUAAUGAAGGUACAUUCCUGUCUUGGAAAUUUAGGAAAACGGUGAUAUGAUUUUUUUUUCUUAGUUUUUGCUGACUUUGUAUUUGUAACUUUUGUAUCUAUUCAACUAGCCUUUUUUUCCAUCGACCUUUCUAUUGAUAGACAACAAAUGGCUUCUGUUAUGGGAAAAUGUUGUUUACAAAGGCUGGAUUCGAUCUGGGAGUCGAAGCAGGGGUUAAUUUAUUUUAUUAAAUUAAACCUUCUGCUUCCUAAAUUGCCGCCCGUGGGUGUAUUAAAUUCAGUAUCGGAUUUUAUUUUUUAACAAAAGCCAUUUAUUCUCCUUUGCAUUUAAAGGGGCUUUGUCACGGCAGUCUCGUUCAUUUGUUAAAAAUUAGUUACCAUGAUUUCGCAUUCCUAUUUGCUAUGGAACUUGAGAAUGACAAAAUUACAGUUUCUGUGAAAUAUCUCCCAAGUACAGGUGAUCAGUAAAAACUGUUAGGCUAACAAGUUUUCAAAAACCACAAUUGCAAUCCGUUUUUUAAUCUUCUUCAAGUUUGUCCAUCCUUGCCUCUGUUCUGUAUUUGCUGUGUUAUUUAUUUCUUCUCUUAUACUACUACAUGAGAAAUUUCUGCAAUUUGAUCGGCUUAGAGCAGUGGUAUUUCAGCUUAAUUUCAAAUACCCACAUGUGAAAUUACAAAACCUUUGCGGGUAGUAGUAUAAGCAAAUAAUAGCAUGAUUUGUACGUGAUUUUUGACAUAAAUACCACUUGUGAUAUUUAAAAAUUGUUAUAUCACUCGUGGUGUUUAUGCCAAAUAUCACUACAAAUCAUGCUAUUACCUAUACUAACGUUUUGAGCGAUAUUUUUUCUGUUUCACUCGAUUUAGUGGUAGUUUUUGAUAAAUUUUGUGACACAGCUCCUUCAAGGUUUAAGGGAAAAUGUAAAGGUUAUACCUUGUUUGUGUAAUCAGAUUUCGUUCAUGUGCGUAAACCCGUUCUUCAUAUCAGCAUAUACAUUUAUUAUUUUGUUAGAUAAAUUUUUAUUCCAUUAGGUAUUGGUUAACAUAUAUCAUCGCAAUUAAUAGUCUUGCUCACUUAUUGUUUGUAACGUAGACUUUAAAGUUGGAACCAAAGUAAUAUAGUAAGCUCCAUAGCACAUGUACCUAUAUGCGUACCACUUACUGUAACUAGAAUUGCUUCAGAGAAAAUAUAAUGUAAAUAGACUGCAACCAUUGAGCUUUGGGAAUUCAUGAAAUUAUUAACAAGUGAUGAAAUAUGGAAUACACUAGAAGGCUUUUUUAUUACAAUUAUGAGGAGAAAUCACAUUUUGAUCGCUUAGAUGCAUGACCAGGGAGUUGACUUUAAAAUCU